Molecule: messenger RNA, 13437 nt
Organism: Pocillopora meandrina
Lineage: Eukaryota; Metazoa; Cnidaria; Anthozoa; Scleractinia; Pocilloporidae
Source: the annotation of a GenBank genome assembly
AUGGCAGAUAUGAACCUCACUACACCCAACUUUGCUAAUGAGUCGGUAAGCCGCUAUAUCCUAGAUUAAUGAAGAUAUUAUUGUUUUGCAAUGCCCUCAUUUCACAGAUUGUGCUUCGUCGUACAUUCCUUUAAACGUAAAAUUUGAGGGUUUCUUUUUAAUAUUACUCGGUACUUAGUAUUACGAUACACACACGUAUUUUGAAACAUUUUACAACAGUUCUCCUUAUUUCGCCACACGUUCUCCUAAGAGGUGUAAGUUCUGUAAGAUUAAGCAGGUUACUUAAUUUUAUUCGUUUGUAUCUUUUUAGAGAAGUAACAUAUUGGAAUUUUACCGAAGAGUUGUGAUUGGCUAUGGAUACCAGCUCACGCAUUCCAUAGUUGAAUUAUUACGAGUUCAGAAAGCAUCGACUGCUCCAACAUAUUUGACGAAGUUGAAAAAAGAACUGAAACUCAUCAAACCCUUGAUUACAAGAGCAGUCAAUCUCGUAAGUUGUUAAUAAUUUUUCUCCUUACAUUUCAUACUGUAUCUCAGUUACUUUACCUCUCCAAAAACUGCAUAGUAUAGACAAGUUAUGAAAAGAUAACUUAAGGUGUAUCCUUUAAGAAACAUAAGAUAUAUCUUUUUGUUUUCUUCAUCGGCUCUUGCAGUUCACGAGACAAAGUGGAUUACAUCUCAUUCCAUUUUAUUAUUUUGUCUCUUUUCCAGGAUCGGCAACUCAAGGGCCUUCCUACACUUGGCACCACAGCUGCCAUCCCACCCAAUCGCAAUUCAAGGCCUCAGUCUCAGUCCCUCAGCUCUGUCGUAUGCCAUCUCAAGGAAUGUGUUUUAAGUGACCUCGAAAUAUGGUCGAAUGAAAUGUUCAUAGAUUUUAAGAAAUUAAAAGAUAGUUCAUAAGAUGAAAAUUCGCUAUUGCUGCCCGGACAACUUCAUCGUUUUACGAAAAGUUAAAUUCAGGUUAUUAAUUUUCAUUGCGCUCUGUGAGCUUGAAAUUAAUUCAUAGCAGCUAUGUAUUUACUCAGUUACUAUAGUUUUUAAAAUUAUGACAAUUAAGCUAUGGCACAAGGAGAGGAUUUAUUUAUUUAUUCAACAAACGUUGAUACUAAUACAGUGAAAAUGCAAAUGUACCACCCAUUCCAUGUAACUUAUGGGAAUAAAAAGAAUGUAUACAGCAUUAUACUGUUAUCUGAGGUUCACUAUUCACAAUAAAAUUUGAAAAUGCUCUAGAAGUCAAUCUAUGCAAGCUGGUCACACCAUGCCUUGUGACUUAAGUGACACUCGUCGGAUUCUUCUUGGUGCUUUAGGGAUGUCCACCUCCCACAAACUGCAAAUGGAAGCAACUAAGAGAUAAUUUUAUGGUCUCUUGAAACAAAUGACUAACCGCAGUAGAGCCGUAAAGUGCGAUGAUAAGUUAAGGUUGAGGUUACCACGAUUUUUUGGCUUUUUAAAGUAUAAUUUCAGUCAUUCGGCCACACCUGAUCCACGGAAUAGCACAUCUUCGCAGCCAUACUAACUAUGUUGAGUAUGAACAUAUACGCAGCUGAAAAUCACGAUGCAAGCCUAAACAUUAUACUCAACCGGUUGGAAAGCACUUUCUUACUUAUGCGUUCAACUCUUAUCAAGGUUAUCGUAUAAAUUCACUCCAACAUCCAAUUUUUAAAAUUGUUUUCAAAUAUUUUGAUGGAAAAAGUACUUAGUCAAAGAGGAUAUAUUUUUAGAAUAGUGGACGAUGCUGGAAGCCCUUUUUGAAGUUUAAUAAAGGUGAUAGAGAUUUAAUCACAAAAGCAGGGUUAUUCACCUACUGUUGUGAACUAGUCUUGCACAAUGCUUUUGGGAUUUUAAUGCGAUACUGCUCACAGCAGGAACCUCGUCAAUUAUUAUAGAACUCUUUGAGAACCCGGGGUUGUUAUUGAAACUGACAGUUGCCAUAGUAGUGCAUCAUGAUAAUUAUGUUAAAAUCUACUUGUGUGUACCUGCUCUUGGGGUCAUCAAUUAUUUAUUCAUUUCUUAAAGAGAAUGCAGCCAGGAUGAAAUAAAGCGAGGAAACAUUAAUAGGACCUGAAAGAUAGUUAUUAGCCACGCAUCCAUCUCAACAUCAUGGGACGGAAUGGGCGGCGCUGAGAGUUCAAACAAAACAAUGUUUCAAGGUAGGUUCUUCAAGAUUCCUUGAAGUGCAAACCAAUUGCCGCGAGCAAAGUUUGUCCACUCUACCAUGGCUGCCGAGCGAUUUUCAAAGAUCUCGUAUGUAUGUUUACAGUCAUGACACACGAUAUUACACUUAAAUUUGCUCUGCUUCGAUCUGCGGAAAACGACAUUUCGUGGACAGAAAAUGUAAAAAGAAUAGCCGGCCUUCGUUCAUAUUUAAAAUGGAUGCACUUAAAUAUAAUUUGUUUUGACAUAAUCACUCUGAGGCUUAAAUUCAAUGGUAGCAUAUUUUGAAUGUAUGAUUCUUGACAGUUGUCUAAUUGUCGAGUGAGUGCCCUGAGAAGGGCGCCUGAAGAAGUUCGAUGGUGUCAUGUGUUUUCUCCUUUGUGUCUUCGUAUCUGCUUGGCAUCUUCUUUCGAAACUGAAGGGCUUUUACCUCUGAUAGCAAAAAGUUCAUUUUUAAUUUAUUUUGCAACUUCAGUGUCAUAUUUAAAGAUCCUCGUAUUGAAGAAGUGAGAAAAGGAAAGCGAUGCUGAAUAUUGAUUCACCCGUAUGCAAAUACAAACCUCGUAAACGAACAUCGUCCAAUUGAAGUGAUGUGAUUAUCAUAAAAGGUUUCUUUCAUAACUUCUCAUUUAUAAUUGGUUUUAUAAAAUUCCGUGAGACUGAGUUGAGCUGAGUUGUUUACAACUUGAGACACCUCUUCAAUUAGAUAGUCAGCGCUUGAGGUUGAAAUUUGAAAUUGCUGUAAAAGCCACGUCUAUCGGGCUGACUAACGGUAUUUCUUAAAUUUUUCUUGACAUCAACGCUUUUAGGUUAGAGACUAUCAGAAAUUUCGUUUUAGUCAGAUACUGAACGAGUGAAAUAGUUUUCAACUGAUAAACGAUUAACAAACCUAAUGUUAUUCGAGAAAUCUUGAUAGACUCUGUGAUUCACUAAUUUUGGAAAACAUCGUGGGUGAUAAGGUGAACACAGCUACCUUCAUCCAGCUGAGUUCUGAAAGAAACUUUGAUGUGGCAUCAGUGAAGGAAAAAAAAAGACGAAGAUAAGAUAAAGAAGUAUAUUUUUCUUGUAUUUUAUACAAUACUAUUCAAACAGCAUUGACAUAUGGCAAUACCUAUUGUCUAUUCAAAGCGUCAUGAACGCGAACAGCUUCAGAAGUAUCCAGAAAUUGCCCUGCGGCGGUGCAUUUAAAAAUUAGUGAAAAACUUCCUUUGCCAUUCGAGCGAGUACGCGCCACCAAGUUCUGAAGGAACCCAAGGACAAGAGCAACUCGUGGCCGAAAAAUUUCUAUCGUCGCUUGAAGAAUGGUAAAAAUGAACAACAAUUUAACGAUAACGGCUCUUCAUUUGCUCGGAUAAUUUUCCGCGGUCAUUAUUUGUCUCGCCGGAGAAGGGAAGAAUUUUUUUCCAGAGCUGGGAGUGAAGAGAACACAUCGAUGAGUUUUCACGGAAGGUCAAGCUAUCUCAGUACUCUCUGAAAACUCUAUCUGGGUGAGUGCAAAUCACUCAUGAUCGUAUCGUAACAAGCUCUCUGUCUCUAUUGCCCGUUAAGCUACCUUGAUCUAUAAUCGUGAAGUAAGGCAUAGCUAUCGACAAGCCAUUCGAGGAAAUUGAUUUUUCAGGCUGUUGAACCGUGCACUUUUCAAAUUACACGUCUGAGAACGUUACUAAAUUCCGGAUUUCACUCCUCCAGAAUACUAGUUCGGGAAAACUAAUAAUUCUCUGGACUUCGUAUUACCUUGCGUGGCUUACAGUGUAAAUGGGGCGAUUAAAAACGUGUAUAUUUAAAAGAAAUUCUAGUCAAUUGCAAGCAACUGAUAGUAGACUACGUGUGCACGUGUCACUUCUCGCCUCAAUUUUCUUUUUGCAUCCUCUCUUUAGUUUCCAAACAUAGUUCGUCACCUCACUCAGAGAAAGAUCAAAUGCUGGAGGGAAAGAGUCCUGAGUCAAGCUGCAAAAAUAAUUUAGGCGACGAGGAAUGCGAAUGUCCCCAUGAUGAACGUCUGUCCAAGUUUGCGCACUUCAAGCAAGUCGUCAACGGUGAGUAGAAAGGCAGCUCAAGCUGGUUUGACAAUCACGAAUGCAUUAAUAGACUACGGGUAUAGGUGGACUAAAGGCAAAGAAAGAAGAGGGAACGAAUGGCGAAAGAGGUCUGGGGGUGAUGAAACCUACAGUCAUUUACAGCGGUCUUUUCCAAAACAGAAAAGUGUCAUGCGCAUAAGUUCUUGUUAUUCUUCACCUGCUGAUUUCGUUACGUUCUGCGAGAUAUUCUGCGGGAUUUUACCUUCUACGGAUUUUUUAAGUAAUGGGUCAGGACUUAGGAAAAACAAGCAGACUCUUAAGUAAGCAUUUCUCACACUGUUUUGCAAAUUUCUGGGAUUGCCGUGGCCGAUCUGCUGACUUUUCGUCUUGUUUCAGGCAUUCGGCGAAAAGGUGGAAAGAGAGGAUUGGACACGAAAUCGGAUCUUGGGUCGUCUACAGGUAAGAAGUUGAGCUUGUUUUCCCGUAAAUAACCGAUGAAAGUCCCAAGGUUUGUCAAGGGCUGUGAUUUAUACGCUUACUAAAUUAGAUGCAAUAUAACUGGGGUGCAUCUGUGGGAAUUUGACCAAUAAUCAAAUUUUUUUUGCACAGCAAGUUUAUACAUUUGUCUAGUAAGUUAGUUCAUGUACAUAGUGUUUGAUAAUUUAAUUUAUCUUCUUUACAUUUACACGUUGGGGAGACAUGUUGUAUCGUAAAUUUACUUUAGUCUUAUGUUCUACAGUAGCUCUUUCUUUUUGCGAUUCAAAAUGUAUUCGAUUCAUCGUUGUUUUGUUUAUAGUUACAUGUUCAGGAGACAUUUUGUAUGGAACAUGUAUGUUAUACAUGCACCAGUAUUCUCUCUCCAACUAUAUUUAACGUUAACCUACUGAAAGUCAAACAUAUCAUGUUUGUGUUCAGUUCUGACUGCAGAUUUACACACACUGUUCAAGACUUCUGAGAAAGAUUUCCGUAUAACCUCGCGCCGUACUAAAACAAAGCUGUCGUUCCAAAAGCAACCAAUUGUUUUCUUUAUCCAAGAACUGCAUGUAUAAUGAGUAUGAGGCUGUGUGGAAAUAUUGUUGACUUCUAUACUAUAUGUGGUGGUGAAAAUUUUCACUUUGUUUAAAAAUUAUUUAACCUGCUUGAUUGUGAUUUUCCUUUGCUGUAGACCUAUUGAUGUAACCUUUGACAAUGGAAAACAUUCUAUUGGUUUGGGAAUUUUAUAGACCAAGUACAAUUUAAAAAAAUCAUUGAUAACCUUUUGUGACAACAAUUGCUUCAUAUGCCCUGUAUGUCGUGGUAGAUGAUAAUUUUAUUUCGGGUGCUUGUUGUUUACAUGCAUUUUUUUGCAACAAAUUAUCUGCCUUGCCAGUACUGUCUGAUAUUCUGAACUAGAUCUUAAUAUGCAGUCAUUUGGCAGCAAGAUAAGCCAUGUUUUGAGAGCACAAUAUUCAUUGUAGUAUUUUUUUAUCUGCCCACUGUAAUCCUAGACAAUGAUUAUAUCCCACAAAGAUGAAAUGGAAAAUGGUAUUUUUUUUCCUGCUAUAAUACAUGUGGGAACCACUUUUUAUACAAUGCAUUUCUGGCAAAUCACAUGUCAAAUGGUGAAAAUAUCUUUGCUCAACAUCCAGUCUUUCAUUCCAUUUCUGUGCUUUAGUAACAAAGUCUGUUUUGUAUGCUCUUUGAAGCUUUCUUAGCUGUCUUGGGCAGGUUUGAUAUGUUAACGUGAAUGACUGAGAGAGUCUGGCAGAAACAAUUUACUUGUGAUAAUGGCCUUACUUAGUCUUACUCAUAUCACCCUCUUCCUGCAACAGGGUAGUGAAUAUUUCCUACAUGUGUGUUUGAACAUCAAUAAAUUGCUUACACUCCUGUGUAAAAUGGUGUUUAUUUAUUGAUAUUAUGGGUAGUUUUAAAUGUAAUUGGCUAACUAUCUUUAUCUUCAGAUCAAAAUGCAUUCACUCAUGUUCAAUAGAGUGGAAAGUCAGUUCCUUGUUUUAAUUUUAUUGUCUUCAUUUUCAUAUGAAUACCAGGAACAGGUACAUAAAAUCCUGUUUUUAUUUCAAAGCAAAACUUUCCUUUCUCUCUGGUCAAACCCUGAAAUCCUAUCACCAAUACUUUCAAUCUUAUAAUAAUUCAAAACAUUGUCCUCUUCCUCAGCAGGUUUGAAUAAUCAUGAUUCCCCCUUGUGUUGAAUUAUUAAUGAACUUCUAUUGUGCAUGUACACAUUAUGAAUCUGCAUUAGUUCUGUGAUGAAAUGAAGAGUUGUCUCUGAUGUAUAAUGUGAUCAUAUCUGUAAUCAAAUCUGUAUAGUUUUAAUUUAAUCUUGAUUAUAUUCAGUACAAGGACUCGGGGAAAUUUUUGGUUUUCAUAUACAUUACUUUAUAUAUAGCAACAUAACAUAUGUCAGAGCAUGUUAGAAGGCAAAUGUGUUGACAUUUUAAAGUUGCAUUUUAGGCUUAUUUGAUUCAAACCACAUGUUGUCACUGGCUGCUGCCUUAUUUGAAAAUCACUUGUGGUUGGAUUAUUCAGUAGGAUGAGUGCAUUUACAUGUGUUCUAUAUUUUAUUUAAGAUUAGAAUUCACCAACACAGAGAACUCUAAAAAUUACUAAUCAAUGUAAUCUUUGAGCAGGUUUACAUCCCUAAAACAAAAUAAUGUUCAUUUAUACAUGUGCAAGGCUAUUGGUCUAAAUUUUCACUUUUUACUACUAUUCAUAUAGAUUUGUUAUGUAGGUAAUUAAAUAUGAAAACAUGAUUUUUUUAUAAUUCAGUACACUAUUUUCCCUUUGCUGUUUUGCCUCUUUGUUUGCAAUCUUCCAUUAGAAACAUAUAGUCAUUCCUUAAAAUUUAUUUAGUAUGUGUACAACCAUCAGAUGACUUUUGAUGGUUUGUCUUCUUUUUUUUUUUUUGUCUAAAUGUUGAUCCAGCUUCCUCCAACUAAAAGUGGCUUUAAGAUUUUAUUACAGACAGGAACACAACAAUAGUAUUAAUUAUUGAUAGAAAUGUGUAACUAUGUACUUAUGCAUGCGCAUAUUUAUGUACAUGCAGUAAUUGCUAACUGUCAGGAAAAGGAAAGCAUAAAAGGUGAAAACAAACACCACUCACAAAGUAUUUUAUAUGAUAUUUUACAUUUUAUAUUUAUUUACUCAUACAUUUAGAUUUAUGUGUCCGUGUAGAUGGAUAUGAUACAAAUGCAUUUUAGAGACAUCCAUGUCUUGGCCAGUGAAAUCAUGAUGGGGAAUGGCUUCAGCAAUAGUUAAAGUACAGCAUUGAAGAUAUAUGAUACUUGUUUUAAUACUUGUUAUGACCACAUUUAUCUGGACCAGUUGUUGGCUUAUUCUUGUCCCUUCUAAUGUUGGUCUUUGCUAGACUGUUUACAAACUCUGUCUUCAUUUUCUUUCAUAUAGACCAUGACAGUAGAGAUGCCAGUUUACAUUUUGGAGUACGAGUGGAGGGAAUUGAAGAGCUGAUGUCAAAUACAAAAUUCACCAGACAGGAAUUACAAAGGAUGUACAGAGGGUUUAAAAAUGUUAGUGGCUUUACAUGAACAUGCAUAUGGCUGUUAAUUUGAUUGUAAUGUGUAUACCUGAUUCAUUAGUUUAAUUUGAUGUCCUCUCCUAUACUCUGCGUGGAAGUAUAUGAGCUGAUGGAUUACUGUUUUCAAUUACUGUGCUCUGAUUUGUUUCUAAGCACCAAGCUAAUAAGGCUCAAGAAGAAGGGGGAAGCAUUACCUUUUAUAGUUGAAAACCCUGUUCAUUUUAUCUGUUCCUUCUGCAUUGUGCAUGUUUACAACAGAGAAGAGAUAAGUGAAGUUAGAACUAGCAUUUUUUAGACCAUUGAGUAUUUUGAAACAUUGUAACUGUAAUUGAUUUUCACUCAUUUUUCAGGAAUGUCCUAAUGGCACAGUUGACAGAGAUACAUUUAAGAAAAUUUAUGCCCAGUUUUUCCCAUAUGGAGGUAUAGUAGUUUAUAUAAAUAACCAUUAAGUAAUUAAUCAUUCGAGAAGAAAAUUGGUUUUAUAAAUCCCUAUGGAUAUUUAGUAGACCUUUGAGGGCUAAUUUCUUUCUUUCUUUUUUUUUUAUGUUCCACCCAGAGAUCUUUACUAUCUGUCUGUGUUUAAAACUAGAAUGCACUUGGAGAAAGAUAAAAAGGAGAAUAGUUUUAUUAGUGUAACUGAUUACUGUAUGUGAAUAGGGUGAAUCAGAUUACAUGAUUGUAUAUUGAACAGUUAUUAUCUUCCAGUUACAGGUUUUUGAUUUUAUGGUUGAUGAUAUUAUCUGUAUCUGCAGCUUACAGUAAAUAGAAAUGUAUUGUGGAGUGUUGGCCAUAAUAUUUUAAGGACCAUUUUACUUUUAACAACUGAAUGCGAUUCACUGGUGUGUAACUGUACAGAUUGAUCUGCUUCAUUUACCUGCUGUCAGAAAAGCAAUUGCAAAGAGAUCUUUUUAUCACUGGGGUUGUAUUGAUUUUAAUAAAUUUUCUAGAUAAUGAUAUAUUGAAUAAGCAUUUAUUUUUAUUGUAAAAUUUUAAUAUUAUGUAUAAGUUGACAUUAAUUUUUUGAAACUUUUGUAUAGAAUUGAUUUUAUGAAACUUCCAUGUAACAUAAAUUUUAUGCAACUUUUAUAUGACAGUUAUGUUACUGUGCUUCUGUUGAUAGCAGGUUGCUUUCAAGCACCUGAAAAGACCACCUUGAACCUAAAAAUUAGAUUAAGGCGUCUGUCCCUCUAUACUGCGAUGUACAGAGUACAAUUUCACAUACAGUGUUCAACCUACUCCUAAUUGUCAAUACUGUUGUACACUUGGCUCAAUAUCUGUUUUCUGUUUAGAUUCAAGUCUUUAUGCAAACCAUGUCUUCAAUGUGUUUGACCAUGAUAGGGAUGGAAAAGUCUCUUUUGAGGUAACUGAUUUUUGUACAGGCACCACAUUUUUAAACAUACACCUGUAUAUGUACAUUUAUCUAUAAAGCAGGGAGGUAAAUAUCCAAUGCUCUCAUUGACAUUACGGUGAAUAUUUUUAUUCAUAUACAUGUACAUGUAUGCCACACGGAUACCAAAAUCUAAGUUUAUUCCUUUUAAUAUACUGAAAAAUGUUCAGAAAUUAAACUCUUUAUGUGUAAUUUUGCCUCAUUGUCUGAGCAGAGGUGUAUAAUACUUGCUAGUCACUUCCAAACUAGCAAAUCAACACAUGCAAAAAGUAAUAUUAACUUGUCUGGUGUGUACUAAAAGCUGAUAUAAACUCAUAUUAUUUUGCAAUUUUAUUGUCACGACAAUAAACAUACAGGAACUUUUCUAAAACACUAACAUAAGUGAGGUGUUAUACAGUGAGACAAGUGUAUGACUAUGCCACACUUAGUGAAACUCUUAAGUAAAAGGGGAAUAGUUUAGUGAUGUCAAUAAAAAUGAGGUCAAGAGAAGUGAGACAAGUGUAUGACUGUGCUGCACUUCUCUUGAUCUCAAUUAUUUCACUAAAUUAUUCCUCUUUCCCUUAGGAGUUUCACUGUAAGUGGAAACCUUUUGUAAAAUUAAGAUUACAAUUCAAGCAAAUGCACAAAACACAGUUGAACUUUAAAAUGUGUAAGAUUGGUUGUUCCUGCUUGUUCAGUUUUAAGGUCACUGUAGUUACUGUAUAUUAUUUUAUUAUUUUGAAUUAUAAUAUGUAUUAUUUAUUCAUGAGUGUAGCGAACUUAUUCUUAUUAUCAUUUCAAGAAGUGGUAACUGUCAAAUGCAGUAGUCACUGUGGCUAUAGUCAGAAGAUGCUUGAUGAAAAUUCUUAUUUAACCCUUUAACCCCCAAGAUCUCAUUAAUGGUUCUCCUUACUGUCUGUCAUAUAGUUCUUGUGAUGUUAGUUUGGAGAAUUUGGUGUUGGAUCAACUAAUAAUCCCCUAAUUAAUAUUUCUCAUCACUCUCAUCAGUUGUCUGCUUGAUAUUGUAUUGAUAUUGUGAGGAGAAAUUCUGUCUUGGAGUGAAAGGGUUAAGACAGCUGUUGUUAAUUUCCUAGGACUUUGUUACUGGCCUGUCAUUGUCACUUUAUGGCAGUAGGGAGGAAAAAAUGAGAUGGGCAUUCCAGUUGUAUGAUCUCGAUGGUGAUGGGUUCAUAACAAGAGAGGUUGGUUUAAACAAAUGCAUAAAAUCUUUUAUUUAUUUAGUAUACACAUUUUUUAAAAACAUACAAACAUGUAUGAUCAAAAUUCUACCACCAGUGUUGAUUAUGUUCAUGCACAUGCAUUGUACUCAACUUAAAUACUUUUAAAGUGGUAGAAUCCAGAAAACGAGUCUUUUCUGACUAUGCAUGUAAUUUUUUGAGGUUUUUCCCAGUACUCAUAUUUUUUUUGUUUCCAAUUCUUACAUAGAAGUCCAUCUUCAUGUCAAUCUUAUAUUGUGAAGUUGUACUUAUUUAAAUUUGUACAUCAAAGACACUUUUUUUUUUGUAAGGAUGUAAAACAUGUACAUGCACAUAAAAACAUUUGAGAAGGGGAAAGGGAGGGCUUUUGCCUCACUGUCAGCAAAAUGAAUUUAAUUUUUUUCAUAAAGGUAUAAACAUUUGGUCUAUAAUGAUUGUUAUUAUAGGAAAUGGCUACUGUGGUUCAUUCAGUGCACUGUAUGAUGGGUAUUGACACACUGCCUACAGGUGCUGAGAUGGGUGUUGAUGAACAAGUGGAGAGACUAUUUAUGGUGAGAAAUGAGCACACAUAGUUUUAGCAAGUUAUACUGUGUGUAUGUGUCAUUUAAAACUAAAGGCUAUGGUUGGCAUUAUAAAUGUCUGCUAGAAUGGGGCCUUACCCAUAACCUGAAACCUGAGGUACAUGUUACCAAUGAUGAUCAUGAAGGUGUUAUGCUACACCAGCAUCUGGGUGGGCAUAUAGGAGCUUACACUUUGCUUCAUACAAUCUUAUUGAAAGUUAUGUGACAGAAAAAAAAUUUAUUCAAAAAUUGAACAAAGAAUUUGUAUACGAAUAAGGUCUAAACUCUAAAUAUGACUGAGCAAUUGGGAGUAAAUGAAGGGGUGGUCAUUUUGAUUGGAAACUAAAUAUCUAUACAUUGUAUUAAACAAAAAUCAGUUAACUAAAGAUUGUCAACUGGUCUGAUUUCUUGAUUCUGGGACCAAGUAUUACCUAAACCCCGAAUCCAUUGUAGUUUGGUGUAAUAUUUAGUACUACAUGUACUUUCUUAAUAUUUCCUCUAGCUAAUGGACAAGAAUCAAGAUGGUGUUAUAUCAGAAGAGGAAUUUUUACAAGGUUGUGAAAAGGUAAGGACAUAAAGUUCACCAAAUUACAGUGUAUACCCUUUGAAUGAUAAAGACAUGUCUAUAUGCAUAUAUAAUGCAGUAUCUAGUGGGGAAGGAAUUGUGUGGUCUUCAUCAAAGUGAGGCUCCUUUCUUCCUAUAACUUCUUAUCCUAGAACUUAGUUUACAUGUACUUGUUGGUAACAGUACAUUGUACAGCUGUGUAUGAUCAACCAGUCAUAUGGCACAAGAUGUUGUCAGCUGUUUCUGAUUCAUAGACUUUGGUUUUAUCAACUGAGUUGAUAAUGUAAGUUGGCCACUGUUAGGAGUUACAAUUUCAAACAUUGACCCUUCAUUAGAAAGAAAGGUAAGGGCUAAUGGUUGAUACUUCAGCUUUAGAAGAUCUUUACAAUGGCCAAUUUACAUCAUCAACUCAGUUGAUAGAACCAAAUUACAGCAACUUGUACUACCCCUCACUGAGGCAGCAUAUCAGUUUCUUUAGAAACUUAUUACCCUUUGAUUCAUAUACUUAUGAUUUUUGAAAUUUAUUACUAAUAGUUAAAGUGGAAUAUAUAAGUAGGAUAAUUUUUCCUUAUCAUCCAACUGCACAGAGGAGAGUACAAAUAAUGCACAAAUCGAGUACAGAUAUCCUACAAUAUUGUACAGUUGGUUAUUUUGUACUGUAAAAACACUUGUCAACCUUUCAGCUACACAUGCUAGGCUUCUUUAAUCUGCCUGGCUUUUCUCAUGUUUUAAGAAAUGUGCAUGAAAUAAAGCAGUUGGUUAAUAAAUAACUUAUCAGACAUUUUUGGUGUGAAGUAGGGCUGAUUAUUUUUGUUCUUUGUUAAUAUUUUGACCCACCCUAUGGGCUCCUAAAAAUAUGGCACAACUUGUAAAAAUACUCAGCAAUAUCUGUUAACAAACAAUGUGUCUGAGUCAACAUAGUUAACCAUUCUGUGCAUUGGUCUCCCUAUGGGACACUUUGAAAGCAACAGGCUGAAAUCUUCCAAAUUUAUAAAACUCAUCAGAUGGAUUUCAUUUAUUAAUAUUUGAUAAUUAUUAUUGAUUGACUUUUCAGGAUGAGUCAAUAAAGCAAAGUCUGGCAAUGUUUGACUCUGUUAGGUGAACAGAAUACAAAGACAAGAAAAUAACCAGCAAUGACAAAUUGAUGUUAAUUUAUUAUUAAUUAAUACUAAUGCUUCAUUAAUUAUAAAGAAAGUAUUGUGCUAUUUAUGGCUAUCAAAGGAAUUGCUCAGGAAUUUUGAUAUGAAAUUGAAGAUGUUCUAAUCAAUCACUAAUAAUUUAAGGUUGUCAUUAUAAUAAUGAGUGUUGUUGCUUGUUUUUCUUCCAAGCACCAGGAGUUAUCAAUAUAAGAUAUUACAAUAUUCUUUUAUGUAAAUGAAACACUACACUGUUAAAAAGAGGGUAUGUUAGAUAAAAGGUUAAUGUAGCCAAACCCCUGGAGUUUAACUUUCCUCAGAUUAAUUGUAGAAUUUUAUGUGGUACCACAAUCUGGUACCAUGACAAAAAUUUUUAAAACUUGGCAAAGUGUUUUUAAACGAGAAAGCAAAAGCUUUGGAUCACUUAAGAAGGCAAUUAGGACUUCAUUUAUCAUGAACCAUCAUCAUGAGGACAUGAUGUAUAAUUUAGAUUCCACAGGAUAUGCCAAUUCAACAAGCUCUGUGAGUAGUGGCUCUCACAGGUGUAAUAUAACAGUAUUCAAUUGAUCUACUGUGGUGGGACCCAUCAAUUUUUUAAUGAUGAAGAACAAAUUUUCUUGUUAGUUGAUAUAGAAACUCAGAUAGCUAUAAUCAAAUUUAUUUAUUAUGGUUAUAAUCCAUAUUUAAUGUCAAGUCUUAUGAACCAAUUUAGAUAUACAGCAACAUUAUUCUGAGGUGAGGUAUUGCAACUCAGUAAGGAUGCUAGCAUUUUGAAUUGUAUUAUUUACCUAAUAUUAAAUUUUUUACAAGGCAGUGUGCCUAUUUAUGCAGUAUCUAUAUUUAGUAUUGCAAAUAUUAUUAUGUACAUGCUGAUGUUACUGAUAAACGUGGA